AUGGCAUCUGCAGGGCUGGAGAGGAAAGUGCCCACCAGGCAGAAUCGUGACGAUCUUGUCAGGAAGGACCUGGCAGAGGCUGGCAUGGAGUCUGGCCUUGUGUGUGGCAGGAAUACAGACGAGCCAGGAAGCCCCAUGCUGGACGAGUCCGACGGAGAGGAGCGAGAGGACGAGCCCAUGGCGCCGCUGGCCAGCAACACAGACGAUCUCGGGUCUGAUGAGGACAAUCUGUCCUCAGAGCGAGAUGCCGCAGAGAUGACAGAAACAGAAGGGGAACUUGAGCAAAGUGAAGAUGAGGAGAAGCCCCGUGUAGAUGCCUCGAGCAGAGGGGCCAGUGUGGGGCCCGCUGAGGCCCCUGAGGAGAGAAAAGAGGAGCCACCACUCAGAGAAGUCCACACUCCUCCAGCCAACCUUCCUGUGAAGCUGCUUUCUCGACUGGGCAGUCUGGACAGUCCCCACUCUAAUCAGAGCCGUUCCGCUCCAGCUACGCUGCCCAGGAACUUCGCCCUGCCCAAAGACGCCCUGAGGGGCAGGUUUUCCACCCCCACCGGCUCCCCUCACUUAGGUCUGAUGCACCCUCAGCUGCCCCCUAGCUGCAUCAUCGAGGAGCUGCACCGUGCACUGGCCACCAAACAUCGGCAGGGCAGUUUCCAUGGUAAGGAGAUCCGUAGUUCCCCCAGACGGCGCUCGGACGGACGGCAGUCCCGCACCGCCAGCACUGAGCCGAGCGCAGAGGUGGAGAACAAAAAAGAGGCCGAAGAGAACAAGGAGAACAUGCGUCUGGAUGAAUUCUACAGCGACCAAGACAGCUGGAACGAGUCCGUCAUCUCUGGUACACUUCCACGACGAAUAAGAAAAGAGCUUCUGGCAGUGAAGCUGUGUAACAGACCCAGUAAACAGGAGCUUGAGGACAGGAACAUCUUCCCUGUGCGCAGUGAUCAGGAACGCCAGGAGAUCCGCCAGCAGAUUGAAAUGAAGCUUGCCAAGUGAGUCCUGUCAUGCUGAUGCUGUGAAUGUGGAGUAAAGUUUCAUGCACACAUAUUUGACACUGAGUG
Messenger RNA from Sinocyclocheilus grahami, 1055 nucleotides. RefSeq names its product phosphatase and actin regulator 3-like. Gene Ontology annotation, biological process: actin cytoskeleton organization. Lineage: Eukaryota; Metazoa; Chordata; Actinopteri; Cypriniformes; Cyprinidae. Gene Ontology annotation, molecular function: actin binding. The record is from RefSeq and is a predicted model, not a curated record. Bases 1 to 990 code for a protein of 329 amino acids. The transcript is spliced from 6 exons.